AUGGAUUUUCCAAACCUUAUAGACUACGCAUGGAACUCCCUGAAAGAAGGAAAAUCAAGGGAUUUCCUGGACACGAUGCUUCUGAAGAGCUGUUCACUGCAUCAAGUGUCUUUGUGCAUCCAUGUUGGCCUUUUGUGUGUCCAAGGCUGCCUAAGUGCCAGGCCACUAAUGUCGUUAGUCGUGUCUAUGCUGGACAACAAGGCCAUGCCACUCACAACACCAGAGCAGCUGUUAUAUUCCGUCGGGAGGAAGCAUGAUGCAGAAGAGGCAACGGAGAACUCUGUUAACAACGCAAGACUGACAACAUUAGCAGGGCGCUAG
This is a messenger RNA of Triticum turgidum subsp. durum (durum wheat), 321 nucleotides long. The record is from the annotation of a GenBank genome assembly. Lineage: Eukaryota; Viridiplantae; Streptophyta; Magnoliopsida; Poales; Poaceae.